Ctenopharyngodon idella (grass carp) is the source of this 2045-nucleotide messenger RNA. Its product is annotated as gastrula zinc finger protein XlCGF57.1-like. Bases 118 to 1662 code for a protein of 514 amino acids. The record is from RefSeq and is a predicted model, not a curated record. Gene Ontology annotation, biological process: regulation of transcription by RNA polymerase II. The transcript has 3 exons. Gene Ontology annotation, molecular function: DNA-binding transcription factor activity, RNA polymerase II-specific; RNA polymerase II cis-regulatory region sequence-specific DNA binding. Lineage: Eukaryota; Metazoa; Chordata; Actinopteri; Cypriniformes; Xenocyprididae.
GUCAUAAUUAUGCGCCGCGCACCUGCGUCUGCUGUGGCUCGGCUGUACAGAGAGUGUCCAAACACAGAAAAACUCCUGGUGAAGCGACUGAGAUCCACGUGACACACUAUUAUAAAGAUGGCGUUUAUUAAAGAGGAGAGUGAAGACAUGAAGAUUGAAGAAGGAUUCAGAGUGAAACAAGAAGAAAUUGAGACACAAACAGACAUGAUAGUGCUGAAAGUUGAGAGUCAAGAACUGGAAGAAAAAGACCUUCAUGAGAAACAUCACGAGUUCAUAACUGGAGAAAACUUUUUUAGUGACUCGCAGACUGAAAAAACUUCCUCACAAAAAACAGGAACUACAAACUUUAAAGUCCACAUGAGAAUUCACACUGGAGAGAGCCGUUUCACCUGCCAACAGUGUGGGAAAAGUUUCUCACUGAAAGGAAAUCUUAAAAAACACAUGAAAAUUCACACCGGAGAGAAGCCUUACACCUGCUUUCAGUGUGGCAAGAGAUUUACACAGAAAAAAAACCUUGAUGCCCACAUGAGAAUUCACACUGGACAGACCCCUUAUACCUGCAAACUGUGUGGGAAGAGUUUUUCACUAAAAGGAAACCUUAAAACUCACAUGAGAAUUCACACUGGAGAAAAGCCAUUCAUAUGCCCUCAGUGUGGGAAAAGUUUUAGACAGAAAAAAAACCUUGAUGCUCACAUGAGAAUUCACACUGGACUGACCCCUUAUACCUGCAAACUGUGUGGGAAGUGUUUCUCACUAAAAGGAAAUCUUACAACUCACAUGAGAGUUCACACUGGGGCGAGUCCGUUCACCUGCGAACAGUGUGGAAAGAGUUUCUCACUAAAAGGAAAUCUUAAAAAACACAUGAAAAUUCACACUGGAGAGAAGCCUUACACCUGCCCUCAGUGUGGAAAAAGUUUUAGACAGAAAAAAAACCUUGAUGCCCACAUGAGAAUUCACACUGGACAGACCCCUUAUACCUGCAAACUGUGUAAGAAGAGUUUCUCACUAAAAGGAAAUCUCAAAACUCACAUGAGAAUCCACACUGGAGAGAAGCCGUUCAUAUGCCCUCAGUGUGGAAAAAGUUUUAGACAGAAAAACAACCUUAAUGACCACAUGAGAAGUCACACUGGAGAGAGUCCUUACACCUGCAAACUGUGUGGGAAGAGCUUCUCACGUAAAGAUAGUUUUAGGAUACACAUGAGAAUUCACACUGGAGAGAAGCCGUGUGUAUGUAGUCAGUGUGGAAAGAGUUUCAGAUGUAAAGGUACCCUUAAUCACCAUAUGAAGAUUCACUCAAAAAAGGACUAUUUUAUAUGUCAUCAGUGUGGAAGGAGCUUCCCAGACAGGAAACACCUUAAGAAUCAUGUAAUAACUCACACUGGAGAAAAGCCUUUCAUGUGCCAUCACUGUGGAAAGACUUGCAUAAACAAAUCAAACCUUGAGGUUCACAUAAGGAUUCACACUGGAGAGAAGCCUUUCACCUGCCCUCAGUGUGGAAAGAGUUUCACACGUAAAGGAAACCUUAACAUUCACAUAAGAGUUCACAAAGGAGAGAGGCCUUACAAGUGUCUUCAGUGUGAGAAGAGUUUCACAUUUCAUACAAUCCUGAAACGUCAUUUGCAAACUCAUUCUGGAAAGAAAAUGCCGUGUUCCUCGGUGUGAAAAUGGACAUUCACUUUGGAGGAAGACCAUUUGUGAUCAGUGUAAAAAAUGUAUUCUUUGCCAUCACACUUACAGAUGACCCUGUUUGUGUUCUUUGUAAGAGACUAUGGCACCAGAAAAUACACAUCUGUGUGAAAUUGAGACUGUGUUCACGCCACAGCUGAUCGUGGGCCACAUCUGAUUGUGGGCCACAUCUGAUUGUCCACCUUCAGGACCCCUUCUUUAAAUUUUAUUUUUCUGCUUUUGUAUGUUCUUUUGUGCAUAUGAUCUCCACCGAAGACCAUCUCCUGCUAUAGUUUAAAAUUCUGUCUUGCAGUCAAAUGACAAUGUACCUGAAAGAUUAUAAAUAAAAGGACAAACUGAAUUAAAUAAUGAACAUUGCA